AUGCCUCAAUUUACCUGCUCAUUUUGCCACCAAACCAAGCCAACACUCCAGGGCUUACGCUCGCAUAUCUCCCAGAAAAGAUCAUGUCGACUAGUUUUUCUUCGCAAGGUCGCAAAGGGCCGUGCUAUUCCAGGGGAAGAUGUUGAAGCUGCACAUCAAGACGGGCCUCCUGCCAGUGAAGAAGAUGGAGGUGAUACCAGAGAUGAAAAUGAUGUGAUGUUAGAUGACCCGGAUGUUGAUUCAGAAGCAAUGGUGCUGCCGGACCCGAUGGAGAGAGCUGAAACUGGAGAUCCUGGGCCAGGGUCAAGUCUGUUGGAAGAGGAACCUCCUGUACAACAGAAUGCCCGGCGUGCAACUGUUGAGGACGUGGAAGAUGAGGAGUUUGGUGGCUUACCAAAGCAUCCAUAG
Messenger RNA from Sparassis crispa, 408 nucleotides. RefSeq lists its product as hypothetical. The transcript has a single exon. The coding region runs from base 1 to 408 and encodes 135 amino acids. Lineage: Eukaryota; Fungi; Basidiomycota; Agaricomycetes; Polyporales; Sparassidaceae. The record is from RefSeq and is a predicted model, not a curated record.